Castor canadensis (American beaver) is the source of this 1629-nucleotide messenger RNA. Its product is annotated as endogenous retrovirus group FC1 Env polyprotein-like. The record is from RefSeq and is a predicted model, not a curated record. NCBI's taxonomy places the organism in Eukaryota, Metazoa, Chordata, Mammalia, Rodentia, Castoridae.
AUGAGUGGGCAGGCUAACACCGGAGGGUACUUUUGGAAGUUUAAGAUAUGGGAGACCUACACUGUCUCACAAACCUCUCUCAACAGUCUGGUGGGCACCGGAGACUGCUCUCCUAAGGGGAGCCAGACCCCUCUCUCAGUCCCCUUCAAACCCAGGAGUGAUAGUGACUUUGAAUGCCAUUGCCCUUUCUUCUCCCAGACUAAGGACUACUGCAAGAAGGGGGCACCAUAUACCCAGGAAUAUGGGGGAUGUCCCUCUUGGUCCUGCAAUAUCUACCAGGUACUGAAUUUAAGGGGCCCAGACAAUGAAUUCUCCCUUUAUAGGGGACAAAAUGGGACCAUUGUGGCCCACAUCCCCAACCCAUGGGACAACAGAUGGGUUCAGGAUGAAAUGAUAGCCCUCUAUGCUGGGUGCACAGCCUCAAAACCCUCAGCUCACAUUAUGAUUUCCAGGGAGCUCACCCUUCCAAUCCCUACUCAAAAGGAGGUGACUUUGGAGGUCCUCCAGUCGGAACAAAGCCUACAACAGGCCCUUCAAAAAUCCUCCACUCCUACCUGGCUCCAACUGUUCCAGGCUUCACUCCAACUCAUGAACCUCACCACAUCCAUUAGUGUCAUUGACUGCUUUCUUUGUGCCUCCCUCCAGCAUCCUCUGCUGGCUGCAGUUCCCAUUAACACUUCGUCUUCUAUCAAGGCUUCCCCUGCCUUAUGGAACUCCUCAUGCACUCCUCCCUUGUCAUUGGUACCUCUAUGGGCACCUGACUCUACACAAGUUCCCCUUCCUACACACACCUGCUAUACCUCACUCUCGACAUCUCGGUCCAACUUUUCUCUCUCCUGUCAUAUCAACGUCACAGUUACAGCACAACUGGCAUCCCCCUCAGGGCUAUAUUUCUGGUGCCACAACACCCUACACUCCUGCAUAACUCAAACUACUCCUGGGCCCUGCAUACUGGUAAUCAUAGUUCCCCAACUUACUCUUUAUGGGGAAGCUGAAUUCUCCCUCCUAUUCGGUGCUCAACCAAAGCGCGCUGCCUUCUUGCCCAUUAUGGUGGAUAAAAGUUUGGCAACCUCCUUUGCUGCUGCAGGCUUUGUGGGGGGAGCUCUUGGCCAUAGUGUUAUUUCAGCAAGAGACUUUGAGGAGCUCUUACAGAUCACUCUUGAGUCCACCUCGGCCUCACUGGCCUCCCUUCAGUGUCAGCUCACCUCUCUAGCUCAGGUGGCCCUCCAAAAUCGUAGGGCCCUGGACCUCUUAACAGCCGAAAAAGGGGGUACCUGUUUCUUCCUCCAGGAGGAAUGUUGCUAUUAUGUCAAUGAGUCCAGAAUUGUGGAACAAAAUGUCAACAGGUUAACAGACCUGGCCGAGGACCUCCUAAGGAAACCCAGUAAAAACACCUUAACCAACCUGCUGAGCUCUCCUCUCGUCACCUGGCUCCCGUCUUUCUUGGGUCCUUUGCUUAUGCUCAUUACUCUCUGCACCCUCCUACCCUGUUUACUCCAGUUUCUCAGAUCUCAGGUGAGCAGAAUCUCUAACCAAACUUUCAACCAGCUUCUCCUUCAGGGAUAUCACCCCCUCAUAGCUCAGCCAGAGGACACCCAUGAUGAACCCUACCGGAACACCGGACUAUAA